GAAGAUUAUGGGCCUUCUUCCAUUCCCAUUUCCCAAGGUUGGUUAGCUAUUAUGCUUUCAGACAUUCUCAAAUCCAGAAAGUUAUCUCUUAAAGGGAGUGCUCAACCUAGGGACAAAGUCAAGACACAAAUCGAUCAGGCAAAUGUACUUUCUGGUACCCAAAGUGUGAACCAAUUGGCUAGUGCUGUGGUCAACUUAGCAGUCAAUGGUGAUUCAUUUGCUUUGGAAGAUUUUCUUACCCUUGAACCAUUUAUUAACACAUACAAAAAUCUAAAGAAAGGAAAUAUCCCUAAAGUGAAUGCUUUAGAUUCUGCACUUGCAACUUUAAAGGGUAUCAAAGCAAUGACAGUGUUUUCACGUGUGUGAUUGAAAGUAGGUGGGAAAAAGACUCGACAUCUAACCUUAGAUUUGCAAGGCUGAAUCUUGUU
Molecule: messenger RNA, 428 nt
Organism: Lactuca sativa (garden lettuce)
Lineage: Eukaryota; Viridiplantae; Streptophyta; Magnoliopsida; Asterales; Asteraceae
Source: RefSeq, a predicted model, not a curated record